AUGACGGAGCACAGAGGCACCUCCUUCUUUCACUCAUGCGUGAAGAUGCCGGUGGAUCCUUGUAGCCGGCAACCAACUCCUUCUUACGAACGUCCUCGACUCUCAUCCGGUAGCCGAAGGUCAGAGAAAGUGAAGAAAAUUAACUUUGCGGAAGGUGUACCGACUGCCGUCGAGAACUCGGAGUUGUCCAGCCCGCGUGACACCUUAGAAAAUCUUUUGGAGUUCCUGAAGAGCAUACCAGAUUAUGGACAAGUGCAUCAUUUGUCGAACGAGCAAUUCAAGCAAAAGGUCGAAUAUCUGAGAAGGAAGCAGCGGCUGUUCCUGCAGAAUCUGAGAAACUCGCUGGAUGACACGGAGGAACCGUCUUCACGUCUGUCAAUUACGAGAAAUGAGAGCUCAAAGUCAAAGGACGUCAAACCGAACGUCGUUGACGAUCUCAAGUUGAAUGGCAAGAAAUGCUAUCUUGAGGAGUCUCGAACCAGCAGUCCGAUACUAUUUCCAUCUGGAAAUUUUGCUGGUCUCGCCGAGGAUCAAGAUCUCUUGACGUACAGGUAAUUAUCUAGAUGUAGAGACAAAGACAAAGAAACAAAGACAAUACGCAACAAGGAAAUACUUGCGGCUAAUAAAAGCUGGAGCACAUGGAGCGAAUCGAAAAGCGAUGACAGCGUGAAUAGCGAUGGCGAAGAUAGCAUUGAGACGAAAAGUUUACCACCGAGUAGCUCGAAAGAAUGGCAACCCACGGUGCCUAAACCAUUUAGUUUCACGCUGAGUUCUAUAAAAUGUCUUUGUAUAGAACAUCUAAUGUCUUUUUUCAGAGAAGAAGCGGAAAAAUAUAUGACGGAGAUAGAGACAGCCGAACGGACGAAUGAAGAUAAUGAGAAGAAAAGUCCCUCGAAAAAACGACGAGUUAAACCAAUUCCUAUUACAUCCAAGAUACCGCUCUAUGAUAAAUUGAUGGCUGAAAAAGAAGAAAGAAGUCGUAUCGUACGCGAAGAGAGCGCACUAAAUCUAUUAUCGCAAGUGCGACCUUUUAAGCUCGAGUGCGAUCGUCGUGCUUGGCGGUCUAUGGCGAGGUCCAGUCCUGAACUCUGCUCGAGCAAGAGCGGUUCUUCGCGUUUCAAGGCUAAGCCAGUACCAAGAAACCUGUUCGGCACUGAGGUUUACGACCGUAUGCUUGAGGACGAAUACUAUAGACAGCUAAGGAAAAGGCUGAGGGCUGCCGAGAUGUUGAAGUCUUCUUCGUUACCGCCAUCGAUGGCAAGGCGCGAACGUGUCAAGUCCGCAUAUACACAUUUGCAGGACGUGGAGCCUAAUAAGGAUGACGACGAAUCUGUCAUCCCGGCUACGACGAUAUCCGAUAGAACCAGGUCCGCGAUGACGUCUGCAUUGUCUUCGCGCGGGAAUAACCUGGCUGCAAUUUUAAGAUGUCAAGCCUCACGAGAGAAACUGGAGCGCGAGAUACAGGAGCGGAUGGAGGAAGAGCGACGGGAACAGAUACUGAAGUUCAGGGAGACGCUGAUCGGUCGGAAACCCGCGUGGAAGGCACUGAGAUCGGCCGCGAGGCACGAGCAUGACAGAGACCUAGACAUACGGACGUCUCUUCGUCGUGACGAGGCGCGGGAACAGGCCGAACGUCAUCGACUGCAGAUGGAGAUGAUGCUGGACCGUGUGACGCAAAUACCGACUCUUUUCGAGCGUCAUUCUCAGGAUACGCGAUAUUUGCAGAGUUUUCAAUCGCUCGUAAAAGCGCAACAGAAGGCUUCUCCGAAGAAUGCCCACACUCGGAAGAAGAAAAAGAAAAAAAAGAAGCAACAGCAGCAGUCGAAAAGGUCUACGUCAAGUAGCUUCGACUCGUAUUUAAGCUUUGCUAGCAACUCCAGACCAAAUUCCGGGUCAUUAACCAGUUCUUCCGGUACUCUGAUCUCAAGCCAAUUAUCAUCGAAGUCAUCGGGUGAUUCUUCCGACAAAUCAGCAGUCAAGUCAGAAGCCUCGACAUUGAAGAGGAAAGCCGAUCGCGGUCCAUUGAAGGUUUCGAUCAACGAAACGGCGGAAUUGAUCGAGGAUCGCAACGAAAAAUUGUCCAGUAGCGAUGAACGGUCUCGCAGCGACGAUGUCGAAGAGUGA
Cyphomyrmex costatus is the source of this 2124-nucleotide messenger RNA. RefSeq names its product transient receptor potential channel pyrexia (gene pyx). Lineage: Eukaryota; Metazoa; Arthropoda; Insecta; Hymenoptera; Formicidae. Gene Ontology annotation, biological process: cilium organization. Gene Ontology annotation, cellular component: cilium. The transcript is spliced from 8 exons. The record is from RefSeq and is a predicted model, not a curated record.